This is a messenger RNA of Anopheles stephensi (Asian malaria mosquito), 3890 nucleotides long. It is a transcript of the gene BNIP3, whose product is annotated as BCL2/adenovirus E1B 19 kDa protein-interacting protein 3-like. Gene Ontology annotation, cellular component: nucleus; mitochondrial envelope; mitochondrial outer membrane. Gene Ontology annotation, biological process: positive regulation of apoptotic process; mitochondrial outer membrane permeabilization. The record is from RefSeq and is a predicted model, not a curated record. NCBI's taxonomy places the organism in Eukaryota, Metazoa, Arthropoda, Insecta, Diptera, Culicidae. The coding region runs from base 1142 to 1954 and encodes 270 amino acids. The transcript has 5 exons.
AACCAGCUCCAGCCUGACAAACGGAACGGAUCGGUAAUUCAUUGUGACGAAAAUAGGGGUAGAGAAUAACAGCUCAACGGCAAAACAUCGCUUCGAAAUUGAAUCGAAAGGCAGUGUAGUACGGGAGUGCGCGUUUGUUGGCCAGAUGAGUAAUGUCUGCUUAAUUUAAUGUGUUUGCUCGCUGUAAACGUAUCAACUGGCGUUAUUUUGCGUUGUAUUUGCGAUUAAAACGAGCGCUUUUGGUGAAGUGAACCGAGUGGAAAACAAAAAAAGGGAAAACAACCCUUUCCCAGCUCCCGUUUUUUUUCGUAAGGACAAAGAGGAGAAUUCCCGAAACUCCCAGCCUGGCGUGGUGGUGAUGAUUGUAUUGGUGAAACUCCUCUGUCCGACUUCGCUAAACUAAAGUAAGCUGGAAAAAGUAAGAUUCGCUUAAUGCGCAGCAGAAGGCAACAUAUUGUGGGUUUCGGUACGUGCAGAUAGUGUACCAGCUGUUUACAUUGUCCGUCGCAUCGUCCAGGAAUCGCCCUCAUAUUGGUCGGAAAAUUGUCGCAUAAUUUGUCGAAAAAGAAGUCUCUUUUCUGUAAAGUGUUAACUAAAUAUUGCAAUCGUUUGAACGUAUCGUGACGCGUUGGAAAAUUUCGAGUCGGGAAGUUUCAACGCGGAUCGCUGGGCUGGCUGACGAAAAAGGCCUGCGCCAUUACGUUGUAAACAAAGCGUUCGUCGUACGUACGUGGUGUUGCGUUUCACGGAAGGUGCGUCCCUGCGUCGGUGUGUGUGUGAGAGGGCGCGCGCGCGUUCGCUGUGUGUAGUCGACACGGGGUAGUCGCUUUUGUCUUUCCAGCGCGGUGCGAGUGUGUGCGUGCGCUGUGGUGCUCGAAGUGGUCCGAGUUUGUUGUUUUCUCAGUGCCUACGUGACGUAGCGCGCGCGAACGCUUUGGUGUGGAGAAAAUACGUCGAAGUACCGUCGCGCGUUCUUUGUUUACAAAACAGCAGCAUCACCGGAGGUGCGAGAAACUGCGGAACAUUUGUCCAACAUUUCGUGUGUGUUUGUGUGCAGGAGUUGGGAGUGUUGCAGCAGGCAGGAGUAAAGUAAACAAGAGGCGAAUUUACAUCCCUUUUUCCCGUGUUGGAGCCAGCGAGAAUGUUCCGCACGAUAAAUCUGUCCAGCGAUAAAAGCAGUCUGAUCAGCAGCGGCAGCAAAGCGGCAAUGACCACAUCAUCCACCAGCAGCGCGCUCGGGAAGAUGGGCCCGGAGGAGCUAGGAGAGUCUUGGAUCGAACUGUCAUCCAACACGAGUCCGAACGGAGCGGGACUAACAGGAAUGGCAAGCUCGGGCAUUAGCAACACCGGCGGUGGCGUUAACAAUCUCGUCCUCACCGGCGCCUCCACCACGCUCGCCGGCACUACCGUUGGAACGAAGAGUCCCGACCGGAUCCCGGUGGCUGCACCGUUGGCGUUUGCCUCGGUCGAGGAGUACAUAAGACUGCUGCGGGAGGCUCAGCGCGAGUCCAAGGAAUCGAGCCGGGUAGCAUCGUUGACGAGUUCGCGCAAAAACUCACCCCGUGGAAGCCCCAAAUCACCUCCGAACAGCCCAAACACCGAGCUGGCCGCCACCGAGGAAGAUCUCCGGAAUGUUUACAUCAACUACGUCAACAAGGAUGGUGAUAUAGUGAAGGAUACCGACUGGGUAUGGGAUUGGAGCAGCCGUCCAGAUCAGCAACCCCCAAAGGACUGGAAAUUUGAACAUCCCAACCAAACGCAGGAAGAGCGCAACAAACCGAUACACGCCGGCUACUCAAUACGGCAGGUCCGCGUUGGGAAGAAUUCUCUGUUCUCGAGAGAAUUUUUGUACUCCAUCGUACUGACGAACGUAUUAUCGCUUCUGCUCGGUGCAGGCAUCGGCGCUUGGCUACAAAAACGAGGACUGUUGCUAACCCGCAUCUCUAUCGAGUAAACGGGAUGUCCCGAAACCCAAUUGUGGAAGCCGUAGUAGCUCUUGUGUUAGAGUUGUCCCCUCAGCCCCGGUUCGUCGUGUACGGCACGAUAGAAUCAACCGUUUUCGCCCAAAAUUGGCUUCUAGAAAUCCCGGCAGCAUCACGCGACACACACACACGCGAUCUUUAAAGACUGUGUGAAUGUGUGUGUGUGUGUGUGUGAGUGCAGUAGUAGAACAACGCAUUUAUUUUGUAUCGCAUUGAAGAAGCAGUAGAGGAGAUGGAUGGUUUUAGACAAAAUUUGGGGGCUACGGAAAAAUGGGUUGGGGAAAGCGAGAUUCGAGAGCCGGCAAACGACUGACGAAUGGGCCAAAAAUUGUAGCCGUGUGAGGUGUGCGUGUGUGCGUAUGGGAGUAGAACGAUCAAGCCGGUAACGCACUUCUGCAGGACGUGGAAGAAGAAUCUUAUGGUAGAGAGGAAAAAAAGUGUGAUCCAAUCAAAAAACGCUGAUGAUUUAGAACAUGUUUAGCUAGGAGAUGGACGAGAGGAAGGGCGAGAGGCACAUGGCGGGAGAAAGGAACCGGACACUAGGUGGGACCGGGCAUUCAUUUCACAUUAAAUCUUUUCUCAUCGUAGGAUACAGCAGCAGCAGUAGCACAGGAGGAAUAUCGAACCGAUUUUAAGGAAACAGUCCAACGUAUUUCUUUCGAUAGGGUUUAAGGCUGGAAAGGAAUGAUGUGUGGCAGUAAUAUCCUGCAGAGGAUGACGGAGGUUAGAAAGUGGGGGAAAAGAGUUAGGUUUAGGCAGAACAAUUCUGAAAAAACACAAGGACGAGAUUAUACAGAGAGAGAGAGAGAGCUAAAAGGAGAAAAAGAGUAGUUAGCUGCACCUUAUCCGAGGGAGUGUGUGUGUGUGUGCUUGUAAUCAUCAAGGGAACAAACAGUAAGAUUUCUAGUACGCGAUUUCCGUGCGAAGGUAGUAGAUUUGAUACACGAAGGCAGGGAUAUGAGAGAUGCGGAGGGGGCGAAGCAAUGUAAUCCAUUCGAGUAAAUUCCAUUUUUUCUUAUAGCCUUGUAGCCGGCAGUUUUUAGACGUAGUUGGUGGUGUCCGUGAGUCUCACGCGUACCCAACGACGUGUGCUUAAACAGUUUACCUACUACCAGGCCAAGAAGAUUAGCAUUAAGAGGGAAGCGUUAAAAAAAGAUCCAGGACACAGGCAGACACGGUCGUGAUAAGGGAUAGGAAAGCUUUUUUAAUCUUUUCAUAAAUUUUGUAUCCAUUUUGUUAUACUUUUCAAAUAACCACUCGUUUUUUUAUAAAUGUAAUUGCUUUAUAGGUUUUAUAAUAUCCACACAAGAGCGUUUGGUCGUAUACGUAAUUUUGAAUUUGAAAAACGUUGCAAAAGCGCCACCUAGCGUGUACGAUACUAACUAUCCACCCGAGACACAGUUCGCAAUCGUGCGCCAUCUAGCGUCUGUUUUACAAAGCUAGAAGUGCUAGAUUCGAGCUUGGUGGGUUGCUUUUAAUUUGCGAACAAAAUUCGAGUGCGUGUACGAUUUAAAUUUAACCUUUUUACUUAUUCAUCACGGUUAGACAAUAUUGAUUAAUAUUUAUGCUUGAUUUGCGCUUGAGUUGAUGCUGUUAGUAGCUUUGUUUGCCACCCUUCUUUGUCCCUUUUGUUCCGCGUAUUUCGUUCACUCAAAUCUACAUUCACUAACACACAUUUGAAUGCUUCCCCCGCCCGAAUUGAAUGUAACGUCCUCGUUUGCAUCCCGACACGUGAGCGUCCUCCAAGUCCUUUGAUGACCAUUUGUGGAAGGAACUGGUUGGCUGGAAUUGGCUGAAAAGGGAAACGCUCUACACUAAUUGGUAUUUGUAAUUCAACGACCAUUACUUUGUAUUAUUCCAUAAGCAUUAUACACAUGAAAUAAUGAAAUAAAUAAGAAAAAACGGAAA